Morus notabilis is the source of this 1290-nucleotide messenger RNA. Its product is annotated as ubiquitin fusion degradation protein 1 homolog. The transcript has 10 exons. Gene Ontology annotation, cellular component: VCP-NPL4-UFD1 AAA ATPase complex. Lineage: Eukaryota; Viridiplantae; Streptophyta; Magnoliopsida; Rosales; Moraceae. Gene Ontology annotation, molecular function: polyubiquitin modification-dependent protein binding. Bases 132 to 1100 code for a protein of 322 amino acids. The record is from RefSeq and is a predicted model, not a curated record.
AACAUGGCAGAGUUCAACACUCAUUCUCUCACCUUCUUUCUCUGUCUCUCGUCUUCUCACGGAUCAAACUCCACAAGGGAGCUUUGAAAAGUUAACUAUCUUCCGGGACAAGCCUAUACACAGUAUUAAAAAUGCAGUUCUUUGAUGGAUAUGGGUAUCAUGGAACCUCAUUUGAGCAGACAUAUCGGUGCUACCCGGCAUCAUUUAUUGAAAAGCCACAAAUUGAAAGUGGAGAUAAAAUUAUAAUGCCUCCCUCGGCCCUUGACCGCCUUGCAUCUUUACAUAUUGAUUAUCCGAUGUUGUUUGAGCUUCGGAAUGAUGCUGCAGAGCGGGUCUCGCACUGUGGAGUGUUAGAGUUCAUUGCAGAGGAAGGCAUGAUCUAUAUGCCAUAUUGGAUGAUGGAAAAUAUGAUUUUACAAGAGGGAGACUUUGUUCGAGUAAAAAAUGUGACUCUUCCAAAGGGAACAUAUGUCAAAUUGCAACCCCACACAACAGACUUUUUGGACAUUUCGAAUCCAAAAGCUAUUUUAGAGACAACGCUGAGGAAUUUUUCCUGCUUGACCACUGGGGAUAGUAUUAUGGUGGCUUACAACAACAAGAAAUAUUACAUUGAUAUUGUAGAAACAAAGCCGUCUCAUGCAAUAAGUAUCAUUGAGACAGAUUGUGAGGUGGACUUUGCCCCUCCAUUGGACUACAAGGAACCUGAAAAGCCUGUUGUACCUGUUCCUUUAAAUAAGGCACCUGCUCAAGUUCAAGAGGAUCCCGCUGGAAAAGAACCUAAAUUCAACCCUUUUACCGGGGUAGGAAGGCGCUUGGAUGGGAAGCCUAUGCAGACUCAGUUCGCACCGGCUUCUUCUUCAGGGUCAAAAGACAAGCAACCCGAUACUUCUAAUGGCAGGGCACAGCCUUCUGCAGGGUCUACUUCACAAACAACUGCUCGCCAAUCCCAAGGAAAGCUGGUUUUUGGAUCAAAUGUGAACCGGGCACCAAAGGAUACACAAAAGGAAGCUCCGAAAGACAGUAAACAAGAGCAGUCGCAAAAGAAAGAAGAGCCGAAAUUCCAGCCUUUUACCGGGAAAAAGUACUCAUUAAGGGGUUGAUUGGGUUGUAAACAUUCCGAUGACAUUGGUCGAUGGUUAUCGUUUUCUUUCUUUUUUUAUGUGCCCUUUGAUCGCGUGGGGUAAUAGAACAGAAAUAUGUAUCAAUUCUGAUAUUAUAUUAUCAAAAGAUAAGAGUAGGAAGUUUAUUUAUGAAGAUAAGAAUACAAUUUCCUUGGAUUGUUAUGUCCCA